Molecule: messenger RNA, 1373 nt
Organism: Salpingoeca rosetta
Lineage: Eukaryota; Choanoflagellata; Craspedida; Salpingoecidae
Product: glycosyl hydrolase, family 88
Exons: 6
Coding region: 1-1140 (379 amino acids)
Biological process (GO): carbohydrate metabolic process
Source: RefSeq, a predicted model, not a curated record
AUGGGGAUGAUGACCAUGCGAGCAGUGGCUGUGGUGGCUGUGAUAGUCGCUGUGUUGGCUGUGGCGGCUGCUGCCACGCAAGAACAGCAGGCAGCCGCAACAACGACAACAACAACAAAACCAACCAACCGGCAGCAAGUGCUGCAAGUCAUGAACAAGGUGAACGACUACUUUAUCAACUCGAAACCAAAACCAAGCUGCGGCUGGACACGCGCCACCUAUUAUGCAGGAAACAUGGCGCACUAUUUGCUUGGCGGCAACACGACAUACUUUGCCCGUGCACUGGAGUGGGGCGAGCAGUACAAGUGGGAGACAUGCAACUACCCGCACACGUUGGACGAGAUCUCCGCCGCCAACGACUACUGCAACAGCCAGACGUUUGCGCAGCUCUACCAGCUCACCAACAACCACACCUACAUAAGCAACAGCAUCAAGGUCAUGGAUGUCCUCGUCAACAGAAGCAAAGUGGACGACUAUUGGUGGAUCGACGCGUUUUUCAUGGGUCUGCCAACGCUGGCGGCCAUGUACAACGUCACCGGCGACCAGGCCUUUGCCGACAAGAUGUUCCUUCUCUACAACGACACUUGCGUGAACCGCACGCUGUGGGACCCAACGGAGUCGCUGUUCUACCGCGACCAGACGUACAUUGGCAAGCGCACGCCGCACGGGGAGAAGGUGUUCUGGGGCCGCGGCAACGGCUGGGCUAUGGGCGGUCUCACGCGCAUUGUGCGCUGGAUCGCUCCCACAGACCCCCACAGGCAGGAGUACGUUGCCAAGCUGCGGGCUAUGGCAGACAGGCUGGUGCAGCUGCAGGCGGAGAGCGGCUUCUGGCACGCGUCCAUGCUCGACCCGCUUGAGACCCCCGGACCAGAGACAACCGGCACUGCGCUGUUUACGUUUGGGCUUGCGGCGGGAAUCAACACGGGGUAUCUCGAUCGCCACGCGUACCAGAGCACCGCCCUGCGCGCUUGGGAGGGCAUGCUUGAUCAAGCUGUGCACGACAGCGGGCUCGUUGGGUACUGCCAGCCGAUCGGCGGUGGGCCGGGCAACGCAACGGCAACAGACACCAGCGACUUCUGCGUUGGUCAAUUCCUGCUUGCAGCCAGCGAGAUUGCGCGUCUUGUGGACAGUGACGCGUGAACGAACCAUGGUGCUGCUGUGCACACACGGUGACCCUGGGUGCUGCUGCUGCUGCUGCUGCUGCUGCUGGAGGCGUGCUUGUCCUCCUCUUCACACACAUAUGUGUUAGCGUUGUCACUGUUGCUGCAUUCAUUUGCGGACCUUUUUGCACGCAACAACUGUUGUUCCUCGCUUGUUCGCUUCUGGUUCUGCCCCUUGGUGUUUUUCAACAACAUACAUCUAGUACACUGCUG